Ochlerotatus camptorhynchus is the source of this 1503-nucleotide messenger RNA. RefSeq lists its product as uncharacterized. The record is from RefSeq and is a predicted model, not a curated record. Lineage: Eukaryota; Metazoa; Arthropoda; Insecta; Diptera; Culicidae. The coding region runs from base 1 to 1503 and encodes 500 amino acids. The transcript has a single exon.
AUGUACAAGGAGUUACUCGAGUUUAUCCACAAAAGAUCGCGAAUCAUUAAAACACUAACGCUCUCCCACCCUAAUAAUACCCAAUCUGAGCCAAAAUCGCAAAGGUCCCGCUUCGCAGCCCAUGUUGCUUCGGAGAACGUGAAGAAGUGCCCUCACUGCAAGCAAGCACAUCUUUUGUUUCAGUGUAGCGGCUUCCAAUGUCUUACACCGCAGCAACGAUUCGAAUUCGUGAAGAAGCACGGGCUUUGCAUCAACUGCUUGAAGGGUACCCACCUAGCGAAGGAUUGCUCCAGUGGUUCGUGCAAACAGUGCUCCAAGAAGCACCAUUCUCUGCUACAUCUACCACCGAUUUCGUCUUCGUCGGUUCCUGGUACAUCCGUAGCAACAUCAGCUUUGGUUGGUCAACCCACUGCAGCAAUCAGUUCGCAAUCGUCUCAAAUGUCGCAAAGCAAUGCGACCACAGUCGCACGUUCGCCGCCGGUAGAAGCCGGUACCUCACCACUCGCGAACUCGUCUCGAUCGUUUCCGCAAUCGUUUUCGGUCGGUAUCGCCCCUUCCACAUCGCCGGUUGAUCCAAUCGUUCUCGGUAAUCAUUCACCGUCCUCCACGUCCUGUCAAAGUGCUGAAGUGACUCAAGGUUUUCGGCAAAGUACUGUUGUGCUCUCCACAGCAGUGAUCAAGGUGAAGGACGCUGACAACAACGAACAUUUCGCCCGAGCCUUGCUGGAUAGUGGCUCACAGCCCAGCUUCAUCACCGAAUCACUCUGCCAAAAGCUCCGUUUGAAGCGUGUCAAGCUCAACUCGCCGGUCAGUGGAAUUGGUCAAUCUACUGUGAACGUCCACUUCGGAGUUACACUCUCGCUCGCUUCACGCUACGGAGAUCAUCGCUUCAGUCUGGACUGCCUAGUGCUGCCGAAGCUUACCGUAUCGUUACCCAGCCACCAUAUCGACGUUACGCGGUGGAGGAUUCCACGUAACCUCCCGCUGGCUGAUCCCCAGUUUAACAUCAGCCAGAAGAUUGAUAUCAUUAUCGGCGCUGAAUUGUUCUAUUCGCUCCUGGAACAUCAGCAAAUCUCUGUCGCUACUGGGUAUCCGCUACUACAGAAGACAGUUCUGGGUUACAUCGUUUGCGGAAAGGUAGUGGAUCCAGCUCCCUAUCCACCGGCAGUUCAGACUAGUCACGUCUGCAUGAACGACACGCUUGACAAGCAGCUCGAACGGUUCUGGGAAAUUGAAAAUUUUGACGUCGGAAAGCCUACACUCCCGAUGAGCAGCGUUGUGAAGAACACUUCCAACAAACCGUUAGUCGAGCUGAAGACGACAAAUAUAUCGUCCGUCUACCUCUACGGGAGGAAAUACUACCAAUGCUUGGAGAUUCCUACCCAGUCGCACUACGUCAGCUCCAAUCCAUGGAGAAAAAGUUUGGUGUCGAUGAAGGUCUUCGUGAAGCUUACCACGGAUUCAUGGAGGAAUAUGAAAGACUGGGACAUAUGGAGGAGGUGA